GGGAUGGAGGCAGCAGCAGCAGGAGGAGGAGGAGGAGGAGGAGGAGGGGAGGAGGAGAAGAGGGGGUGAUCUGUGGGACUGCAGCUUUUAGAAACAGACACACAAGCAGAGGGGUUUCAUUCUCAGCCCAAAGCUCCGCUCAGGCACAGCCCAUUCCGGAGGAGAGGGAGACACACACACAUUCACACACACUCAUAGACACACACACACACUCUGCUCCGUGCUGCUCCGUGUCCAUGUUGUUGUCAUCUCCGCCCAGAUCUGAUUAGAGCGCGAGCCCGCCGCUGCUCCGCCAGAGGAGAGGGAUUGUUUUCGGCCGCUGCGGACCCGUGGACACCUCCGCGUUCCUGCUUUCUUGUUUUUUCCUCCUCUUCUUCCUCAUCAUCAUCAUGUCCCUGAAAGACAAACUGUGAGCCGCUCUGAGUCCAUGUUGCUGCGGCCGGUGCGCUCUGCACACGCGCGGGUCAUGCUCUGCACCUGACAUCCUCUCUGCGCACUAAGAGUUUUAGGGAGGAGGACAAACUCCUCCAGAAGUUGUUGACUCCUGCUGCAGUAGCAGCAGCCUGCGGACUCUGCCCCACACGGACUGUUUUACUCCAGGUCCUUGUUUCUUUUUUACCCCUUGAAAGCUGCAUCACCGGGGCGAAACGGCGACCUCAGUCGAUUACCUUUCGUUCCUUUGCUAUCCCAUGGAUAUUCACUGCAAAGCGGACCCCUUCUCGGCGAUGCACCGUGAGUAUCUGAAGUUUACACACUUGAGCUCUCCUGUUGUACCUUCUAAAAAUCAACCGAGGAGUGCAGCUUUAUUGGAACAUGAAACAGCACUGAAAAAUGGGCUUUUACUCAUUUUUUUCUCGUUACAUUUAAUCCAUCGUGCCAAAUGGAGAAAACGCACAAACGCACACAUUUUUUUACUCUCAAGCAGACUCUUUGCUUUUUUAAAAUAGAUGUUUUAACGCCGUUUUAUAGAUAACAAAAUAGAAUACAGAAAUCGUAUGUUGGUUUAAAAAUUAGUAACAAUAUUAUCAUUAAAUUUAAAGGUACAGUACUCAACAAAACAGUUUUUGUUAAAGCUUUAGUGACUUCUAUGUUAAUUAAAAUAGGAAACACUUCUGUUGUAGUUUUAGAAAUCCACAAAUUUAAAUACAAAGCUUUUAUGAUCUGUGAAAUGACAGCUAAAGAGCCUGCUGUGUGUAAAUUCAUGUCAAACACCUCUCUUUAUUCUCUCUGUUUCUUAACGUAGUAAAAAUAAAAACAGCUCCUUCUGUUUAUGUUUUCCUCCUCACGAUAUGAGUAAAGGAGAGCCGGACGAAGCCCUUAAAUAAUUGAUCCCUCCUCAAUCGCGCCGUCCACGUUUGUAAUAUGAGUUAUCAAAGCGACUUUGAAUUAUUUACAAUAAUUGUGCGAGGAAAAUUAAACAGGCUGAAACGUUAGAUGUGCGACAUGUGUUAGGCUGCAGAGGAGGAGGAGGAGGAGAAGCUGCUGGAAAUAUAAGGCAUGCAACACAGUCUUAUGAAGGACAGGGAAACAAUGUGGUUCUUAUUUUGGUCAGUAAAGCAGACACUUUAGAUUGAGUAUUUUAUUAUUAUUAUUAUCUUUUUUUUUUAAUUUAAGGUAGAUUUUAUUUUAUUUUAAAUUUCUUUUCACUGUAAAUGUCAGGCCCAUUAAAUCUUUGGCACAUUAUCUGCGUAAAAGUAUUAACACGCACUUAAAUAGAGUGCAAUGUUGCCAAUAUGUAGAGCUAAUCAGAAAUAAUAAUAAUAAUAAUAAUAAUAAUAAUAAUAAUAAUAAUAAUAAUAGCAGAAAAACCUUUGUGGGUGUGGAUAAAACACGUGUAGGAGAGUGUAAAAUCCACCAUAUACUGUCUCCAUACCCCUGUUCCUCUGCAGGUAUGUAAUGUUAUGCUCCCCUCUGCUGCUGUUGUAACCCACGCAGGGCACGGCGGUGUGAACCAGCUCGGCGGGGUGUUUGUGAACGGCAGACCCCUCCCGGACGUGGUCCGGCAGCGGAUCGUGGAGUUGGCCCACCAGGGUGUCCGGCCCUGCGACAUCUCCAGACAGCUACGGGUCAGUCACGGCUGUGUCAGCAAAAUCCUCGGCAGGUAAAAAGAGGGGAUCCAACACCUCCACCUCCACCUCCUCCUCCUCCACCACCUCCACCACCACAAGAGCCCUUAAAUGUGUGUCAAACAUCAAUCUUCUAUAGAGCUCGUAUGUGCGCACCCAGCUCUAUUUCAGCCUCAGUCAUCGGUUAUAUAGGCAGGUCAUUUUUUUUCUUUGCCCUUUUUUUUUUUUUUUUGCUUGAACACAGCAGUUCUGCGUCCCAGAUUUUCUAUCCAUCACCUGCAGCCUUUGCCAGAGAAAAGCAUCAUAAUUAUGGAAUAAUUUUUGGAGACGAGACGGCGAAAAAAUUACGCACAAAAUAUCGUAGAGGGAUAUGAGGCUGUUUUAAUUUCGUGGGAGACAGUAGGCUAAAAGAAGUCACCUUAAAAAUGAUUAACAUGGAUACAAAAAAAUAAAAGACUCUAAAUGUCACACUACAUUUGAAGGUUUCUGUAAACCCUCCCUUUAUUGCCAUAAUCCAUGAGAAAAAACGCCACAUUUUUAUUUUCCAUCAGUCGACUUUACACCUGAGAAUUUAGCUCUACUUUUUAACUUUACAACUUCAGAGCACAUAUGCUGUGAGAUAAUAUUUUGAAAUAUAUUUUUUUCAGCUAUCAGAAGGCAUUUCAGAGGUAUUUCAUUUCACACACACUGAAUGUUUGUCACCAACAUUUACAGACAGGUCAUGGUGGCAUGUCGUGCAUGCUGCUGUAAGCUCAUGGAGACUGAAAAAAUGAGGUCCAAACUGUCCUUUUGUUCUGUCCGUCUCACUGCUUAUAUUGUGUGGUUUUUAAUGACACUAUUUUUCGUGGAAAAAUCUGCUCUGUUCACCAACCAGCUGACACUCAAUUAGGCCCAUAAUGCAGCACAUACCCAGGCAAAUAAAUAGGUUAAACUCUCCAUCACAUUUGUAGGUAUUUUUUUAAUUUACUCAUUCUUUUUUUUUUUGCCUUUGAUUUCUCGGAGAUUUGUUUUCACGCAGACAAUUUUUGAGUCACGUUUCAAAUCAUUUGGACAUAAUUUGUUAAUCUGAAGAGGAUCCAUUCAGGAACAAAUCUCUCUGUCUCCGUACAGGUACUAUGAAACCGGCAGUAUUAAACCCGGAGUCAUUGGUGGCUCCAAACCAAAGGUUGCAACUCCGAAAGUGGUGGAUAAAAUAGCUGAAUACAAACGCCAGAACCCAACCAUGUUCGCCUGGGAGAUAAGGGACCGACUUUUGGCUGAGGGCGUCUGCGACAACGACACAGUUCCCAGCGUUUCAUCCAUCAACAGGUAGGUGGAAAUUUCCGUUUUGAUCCGAUUUUAGUCGUUAAAAAGCAUGCCGAAUUGUUCUUGGAGGCUUAAAUUCUCCGUGAAAUAUAGUUUUUUAAACAUACUUUUAAACAUGUGUGUAAAAUGUUUGAGUGAUAAAAAAAAUUUGUGGAAAAUUAAACUAGACCUCGCAGGAAGAAUAGUUAACCACGCGUAAUUGGAAUAAAUCGGCGCUAAAAUAAACAUAUAAUUACUUUAUCUACACAUACUGAGCUGUAGAUAGUUCUAACCCGAGACUAUCCCCUAUCCGGGGUGGUCUCACGUGUGCAAUUCAAUCCCCUGCGUGGCCCUCCACAACACAGCCAGCACGGGGGCUGAGGCUGGGGCCACGAAGAAUCACAUCUGUCUCGAUAAAAACCGAUCAAUACCGCGUAACCAGAUCCAGAGACGGAGGGAAAUACCCAACAAAGUCGUUCAAUACGUGGACCACACUGCGACAGAGGCGGCAGCAGCCUCUUUAUUGCCAACCGAUUGCUCUGUUUCCCAACACGGAGGGGAAUGUGUAGCGACAAAAACUCCACACAUUUACGCACAGGCUGUGGGGGGAACAAUCUCAAAAUAAUCCGGUGCGAAUCCCAAGCAAUUACCCUCAUUAUCAUCCUCAUUGUUUACAUGAUUUUUUGCUUUAAUUAAUUAAAUAGAUCUAGAAAUUAUAAACUACUUUCGAGCCACAACAGUGUUAAUUUAUGCGUAAAAGGACCAUAAAAGAGUUUCUGUUCUAAAGCAGCGGACACCCUACACCUUCACCUUUCCUCGUGAAGAGGGACAGCAAUGGACAAAGUAUCUUUAGACAGAGGACACCGGUGAAAAGCCCUCAUGUGUGCAUGUGUGUGCAAAGUGAAAAAAGCCCCAUAGUGGCUGCGAGUGAUGAACUUUGGUUAGGAGGCACUGUUCCAGAGAGCUGGUCAUCCGCAUUACAUUUUAAUGAGCUGAAGAGAGUCUCAUAACACAGGCAGCUAAAUACAGGAGAUGGAUGAAUCUUUACAAAAAAUGAUGGAAAUAUUACCGGAAUUAUUACUGGUGUGGAAAUGAUCGUUUCAACCGGUUAUUUAGUGCCUGUUUGUAAAACCUGGAGAGUGAAUCCAAGAGUGUUUGGCACUAUUUUUCCAAACUUUUCAGUGUUGGACAGAAUAUUAAGUUAAAAAAAUGUGUGAUUCAAGCAAAACUUAGCAGCUUAAUCAAUAAUCAAAGGACACGCUGCAUGUUAAAUUCUUUAUUUUUAAUGCACCUUUAAAAAAGAGGCGGUAGAUUCAGUCACAAAAUCCAAAGAAAAGCAGCUUAAAUUUAAAUGAACCACUAUGUAACAAAAAGCAGGUUUUAUUCUUCUUAUUUGACUUCCUUAAAUGCUCAUUAGCUUUGGGUAAAUAUUAAUUUAAAUCCCUUUAACAAACUGAAAAUUCACAGGAGGGUUUAAACGCAUACAAAGCUCAACUUCAGUAAUAAUUAUCCAUGAUUUUCACAUUACAGGCUGUUUUAAUGUAGUCUCAUGUUGUUGGUUAUAAAGGGAGGGUUGGGAAACAUGUGGAGGAGGAAGAAGAGAAGUCAGCCAGUCAGAGAGAAAAAGAGAAAGAAGAGAGAGAGAGAGAGACCAACACAGUGGACCCCUGGUGGUCUCUGUGGUUACAGAGGUCUGACCUCUGCUCUGUUGACUAAAGAGGAUGUCCUGGCUUUAAACACAUUUUUCCUGCAUGAAUUAUUAAAGAUUACACACAGACUGGGUUGCACUUUGUUUUGCCGCCGCAGAGAGGAGUUUCCACCCGCUGGAGACAGAGGCGAACCCAGGAGCUCCUAAGCGGCUUUCAAUCGUAUUGAUCCACAUUUUAAUCUUUCUUUGGAGAUAUUUUUUUUUCUUUACAACACCCAAACGCAGACGCCGUUAAUUCAGCCAUCCCAGAUUGCUUAUUCAAUAGCAACAACGUUAGACUUGAAACAAAGUCCUUGAAUUUAUGAGGCUCCCUCGAGUCAUGAGGUCAGAUAACUGUUGUGGUGAGAUGUUAGAAAUUCAAAUAAAAUAUUGAUGUGUGUGUUUUCUGGAGGAGCCUUUGUUGCUCUGCCUGGAGGAGGAGAGAGCAUGGAGGACACAUGAGAUAGUGAGGGGAAUGAAAAGAGUGUGAUGUACAUUUUUGCCCCCUGAGGAAUUUAACCCCAUAGCUGCCUGAGUCAGAGCUGAUGGCUCACUGCUGCAUGCAUGAAACCUCGUUCUCCUCAUCUGCAGUCUGUAAAAGUCUGUUUUUGUCACACCUCUCCUGCGAGAGGGGCGUCCAUGUGGGAUUUUCUGUCGGUACACAACGCUGCCUGUUAGUCAAUGAUCUCACGUUCAUCUGUCAAUCAAAAGAUUACCACAGUCAUGGUUUAAUGUAAUGCGAUCACGUCCCAUAAGAGCUAAAGCUGAGCUAGACUAAAUCCCUCUCUACCUUUUGAAGAAUUACACCAAACCUCAAAUUUACAGAUGUUACAUUAUCUCUUAGGCCUCUGAUUUCACAUUAUCAGACACUGGAUGUAGCAGUAGGUUUCAGGUUCGCCCAAUAAGACACUAUUGCUUUCCUGUCACAUGUAAUUUAUAGAUCACCAUUUGCAUUUGUGGUUCCUCACCGCCAUUUGUCGUCAACUUUUCCAUCCUGGAGUCCCAAUCAAUAUAAGCCCUGAUCCUCGGUGAGCCUGGAGGACUCUUGUGUGCAACACUGAGCAACAAAAAGACCAAAAAACUACAGCAGAGAGAGCGGACAGGAAUGAAAUAGAGGAAUCAACGAGAGGAGAAAGAGAGAUGAGGGGUUUGGAAGACAGAGAUUGUGAAGUACAGUACAAAGAGAAGAAAUGAGAAAAAAAGAGGAUGAGGUUCUGAGAGAGAGAGGAGUGAAAGAUCAGCUUUGAGCGAUGGAGAGAUAAAGAGAGAGAGAGUGGGGAGAAAAGAGGGAGAGGGGAGCAGGAGAGGGAGAUUAUUAGAGUUGGCCAGGUAGAGCCAGUGAAGCUGAUCAUUGAGGUGAAUUGAUGUGAUUUCAUGCUUUGUUUGCAAGAUCAUUCAGACCAAAGUGCAAUGAAGACUUUCCCGCCACAUCACAUCUUACUGCUGUGGGGACUUUAUCAUAUUUCUAACCUCAGAAUCCAGCUAGAUUGAAUCCACAAUCUCAGGGGGCAGAACCCAUUCAGCCUCACACAGGAGCACAGAGAUUGGCCCUAAAGCCCCGAGAUUGGCUAUUUGUGACUGAGGAGGGGCGCCUGAAUAUGAGGAUACAAGCUGCCCCCAAACGGUGGAGCACUUGUACAUGCACGGGUGUAAGUGGACCUGAUGUGGCGUGUUUAAGUGUCCCGGCUGGCGGCCGGGGCGCCUGGGUUUUGGUGUGAAAUCUCCAUGCUCUGGAAGCCGUAUUGAUUGAUCCGUGUCUGUUGUUCACUUUGCCAGGAUUAUCCGCACCAAAGUCCAACAGCAAUUCCACCCGUCCCCUGAUGGAUCUGUCACGCCACUCUCCACGCCCGGACACACUAUAGGUGAGCGAAAAAAAGGAGAAAGUACAGCACGAUGUAACGAAAAUGCACGAAUAAACACACUUUUUUUAACACAUGUAGAGGAAUAAAAACACAAAUAAAACCCACUCUACUCCUGCUUUCUCCAACAGUGCCCAGCACGGCCUCACCCCCUGUGACAAGCGCCUCCAACGACCCUGUAGGAUCCUACUCCAUCAAUGGCAUUCUGGGUAUCCCCCGCUCCAACGGCGAGAAGAGGAAACGAGACGAUGGUAAGAAAAAGUAAACACACAAGAACCCUUUUUUUUUUUUUGCUCCAUCCCUUUAAUUCUCUCCAUCACUCGUCUCCUACAUUUUUUCCCUGUGUGUGAAAAAGAAGAAGAAGAUGGCAUUUAUGACAGCGCUGCAGCCGAGUGUGUUUCUGUGUGCUGUCUCCAGUGACUUGUUAUGUUGUAUAUCAGGCUGGGGCGAGUGUUAAGAGAGAGUGUUGUGAUUCAAUCAGCUUUUUUUUUUUUUGAUGCCCUGUGUUUUACCAUACGCCUUCAGAGCUGCAUCUCUAUUUUAUACCAUGCUAAGAUGUACUGUAGAUAUCCCGCUUAGCUGUCAUACAACUCUAAUCCCCCCUUUGGCAAGACAUCCCUGCUGCUGCUCCUUAUUUUAUUUCUAUCGUGUAAAAAAAAAAGAAAGAAAGAAAAAGAAGAUCUGAACUGAUACUUUGAGACAGUUAUUUAAUUUCUUUAAAAAAAAACACAUUUCCAAAAGAUUUAAUUUGGUUCUACGAUGCUUGAGAGCAUUGAAACAUCCAAUUUGGAGUAUUUUUUAAAACCAUCGAGCAGACUUCACACUACCAGGGGACUGGCAUGAAAACAGACCUAGAUAUGCUCAAAGAUUAAGUGCAAGCUUAUCCGGUCCAAGCCAGAAUUUCUCAUUCCAAGGCACAAGAGUGGACACACACCGCCUGAGGGCUAAUAGAUUAUCGGUUUUGCAAACAAUUGGCUUUUUUAAUGCCUAUGAAUUAACAUGUCCCUGGUGGAGGCCUGAACAGGUGUAGGAACAGACCGGUGCAGGAGGGGAGGGGGCUGCCUGUGUCUGUGUCUGUGUGUGAGUGUGUUUUUGUGUGCGUGUGUGUUUUUGUGUGUGCUGCUUUGAGGGGGCUGAUGGGAUGAUAUGGUUGAAAAUGAUCUCAAAGAGCACUCAUCACAACAGGCCACUUCCUUUUUUUAUGUUUCUGUCUCUUUAGUUCUCUGGAGUGGCAACCACUUGGAUGGAAGGAAAAUAGGACAUUGUAAGUUGAAGUUAGACAACCUUCUCUUUCGCUUUGGUCAAUCAGACCACAACACUUUCCUCUCUACUGACUGUUUCUGCUCUUUCAGGGUUAUGAGCUCAUGAGGAUGAGAUGGGGAGGGUUUUUUUUUUCUUUCAAUAAAUAAUCUCCAUGGAAAUUAGGAAAAAAAUGAAGCUAAAGUGACUGUAGAAAAUCCUAUUUUCCAUAUAAUUGCCUCUGGUUUGAUAUACAGGAUCACAAUGCAGCUUAUUCAGAGUUUAGCAGAUAAAAACAUCAAGGUAAAAUUCCUCUUAUUUAACAGACUGUGUUUUCUUCUUGUAAUUUUCAACUGCUUAUAUUUUAAUAAUUAUUCCAACCAAACAAAACUGCAAGUUUCAGAGUUAGCUGAGUGUUUCACCUGCUAGACAACUUAGUAAACACAUGAAUAUAUAAAAGGAUAAAUAAGUGUUUUUGUAUCUGCUGCACUGUGGUUAUUUUACCAUAAUGACUAUGAAAACGGCUUGCACAGAAUUGUGAUAGUGCUACCAUGUGAUCUCGGUGUGGCUGAAGUCAGCGGUUGCCCUUUGAGGAAGAAAAAGGUCCCUAUUACUGGAGGGCUGUAGAGAUAAUGUAGUGUGACACGCGUUAUGUACACCGGGUCCCCCGUACGACGAGCUUCAGGGACAUAGGUGCCAUAAGAGCCAUUAAUCUGUCCUUGUCAUGUGUUAUUGCAAAUUAAAAGUAGCAUGUUACACUGGACGGCUGCGAGAGUGAAGAUGGGAGGAGGAAGAGGAGCAGAGGAGAGGGCGAGAAAAAGUGGAAGAAAGGAAAGGAGUGAGGAGUUGAGAAAGGAUUAGUUUCAGGCUUCGUGCAUGCACAUAUACACACACACCUGCUGCAGCUAAAUGUGCGCGCAGAGUGUGUGUCUGUUUGCAACUUUCAGAUGCUCCUCGCACAGUGAACAUAGUGACAUUUAAAAGAAUUUGCAAUUCUGCAGAGAAAAGCUAUUAAUUCACAAAUUAACAUCUCCCCCCUCUUCCCCUCCCUUUAUCUUGGAUGUGCAAGCUAUCGCAAAGACAAAAGAAAUAGCCUUAAGGGGGGAAAAGAGAGUCUCAGCCCUAUCUGUGCAGAGAUUGGUUUGCAUGUCUGCAAGCAGCGAUACCAAUUAUGCCAGUGCUGGGAGAAUGCGUCUCAAUGCACCCCCCCACAUAACCCCCUCCACCACCCUCUCCCUUCUCCUCCCACCACCACCAGCGAGUCUAUCCAUAGCCAGAUUUAUUUGUGUAUCUCAUUACAGGAAAUGGAAUGUUGUUCCUGCCAAAUGCAUUAAUAGUGAAGUGGGGAAAUUAGCCUGUUGUACAGCAUGCUCUCGCUCAGUCAUUUAAACCUAUGGUGGCAGUGGAAGCCAAGGAAAGAGGGAGAGGAUUAGGUGACAACUGCAGGGAGAUUGUCAAAUGUGUAUUAUUGCUUGGGAAGUCCAUGCAGUCCUCAGAAAAGUUGAAGCUUCUGGUUGUUUCUUGCGUAAAGUUUCCUGAGACAUCCGCUCAGAUUUCCUCUUCUUUCAAAGGGCGAUAAUUUCAUGUAAAUUCGACGCUUUCCUUGUCUUGCGCACGGUGACAGCUCACUCCUGACCCUGCUGCUGUAUGCAGUCAGGUUGAUGUGACCUAACUGUGUGUUUCUCUCAUCGGGGGCCCCGGGAUGGAGCCCGGUGGAGCUCCGGGGAGGACAGGCAGCAGGGAGCUGCGGUGAUAAAUCAGAUGGAGAAAGCAAAGGUCAUAACUUGUGAUUGUAGCGUGGGUGUGGGAUGAGUGUAGAAGGAGCUUAGGAGUGUAUGAGCAGGAGGAGGAGAAAAAUACGGCCCUGCAGGUUGUUCAUUCAUGACAUGAAAAGAGAGAGUCAUAUCAACCUUGUUCAAUAGGUGCAGGGAAAAAAAUGAAUACAGUGGCUGUUUUGAUUUGUUCAAAUUGGAUAUUUGGCCCCUUUUGAAGCGGGCUCGUAGUGUAUCUUUUAACACAUACGACCCAUUUGUAGAGUUCAAAUCAGUUAGUGUAUGGAUCUGAACCUGGGCCUACACUGGUUGGCUAGUCAAGCCAGUCCAUGACAAUGAGUCAAUAGAGGAUCACUUUAGAAAAUAAAUGCAUCCAGAGUGAGGCAGAAAUAAAUGGAAUCAUGAGCACCAUGAUGGCUCUGAUGGGGUGUGUGUGUGAGAGAGAAAGGCUCAGGUUUGAGAGGGGCCACAGAGCGUAACACAGAGACAAGAAGCUGUUAGGGCCCCAACAGUAGAGGAGGACACAAAAGGGUCCACAUCGCAUUUCUCCUCCCCUCCUCCUCCUCCUCCUCCUUUGCUCUUCCUCUUCAACAUUUAAUUUCUCCUCUUAUCAUCCUCUUCCCCGAGUCUUGCGGGUUAACCGUUCACUUUCACAAACAUGGCUGCGCGAGACCCGACGUACAGUUGUAAACAACACACAAUGAGACCCGUCACAAAAAUAUAAGGAGAGAGAAUUCACUCAAUGGAGAGGAAUCAUGUCAGAGAAAAGUCAAUUACGGGCAGCGAUGCCGAGAAUUAAUGGAGCGAUGCAUUACUCAGCUUGAGGAGGGAGAAAAGGCGAGAGAAAAGAGGGGAUACGUUAAUUGCAUUUUCCACAAAUACUUGCAGCACAGGGUGGCAACGCUAAACGACAGACUGGUCUUGAGGAGGGAGAGACGAAAGCAGAGGAGGACAAAGGAAAAGAUGGGAAAGAGGGAGAGGAUGAGCUCAAAUUAUUUAGCUUUUAACAGAGUCGGAAAAUCUUUUUUCUCUCCUUCAAUUCAAAACAAAUAGAAAAGUAUUUUAACUAUUCAUUUUUAAUCCUCUCUAAUCUAUUUUUCUGCCAUCACCUCAUCAAACCUGGAUAUUUUGUCACUUAGAUGUGUGCAGAAAUUAUACUCUACAGUUUAAGUCCAGCUCAGUCUAUAAAAGAUAAAAACAAACAACAGAUAGCGCUUUUAUUUUGAUUUUCUGCAUUUUCCUGACUCUUGCAUUUAAAGUCAAAGUAAAUAAAGUAACCAGAGGCCUUCAAAAGACCAUCCCCUCACUCUUCAUGCUGGCAGUAAGUGCAAACAUCACAUAAGCAUCUCUCUGCCCGCUGACAGUCAGUACACUGGUUGGUGGUGCUAAAUCGAAUUAAUAAAGCUCUUAAACACGCCACAACAUAACAGGAUCUUAACAGCCAUGGCAGUGCUGCUGCCUCUCUCCCCCUCUCUCUCUCCCACCCACCACCUCUCUCCUUUCCGCUUCAGAGCUUUCAUAAAUAUAGCUAGCUUACAGGGGAGGAGUGUUCACCCUCUGGGUAUACCAGUUUGUUUGCGCUCUCUCUCUCCCUCUUUCUCUCUCCCUCUUUUGCUCCCUCUGUCUCCCUCUCUCUCUCUCUCUUUUUCUCAAGCAUAACUGCAUUUUUAAAAACAUCAACAAAUGAUCCACAAUUUGCGAUGGCAUCAUUUCACCUAUCAGCGGAGCACUCGCAGCCUCUGAUCUGGGAAACCCCGCGCCAUUGAUUUACGGAGAGCGCCAGGCAGUGUGGAGGAAUUCAUUUGCCUUUCAAACAAGCACCCCCCCCCCCCCACACACACACACACACACACCUCCCAACCCUCCAUCCCCCACCUCUCCUCUCCUCUUCUCCUCUCUUCUCCUCUGAGUUAUCUUAUCACAGGAACAGGGGAGAUGAAAGAAGGACAUAAAGUACCACCGUGCCACCACAGGACGUUAACAUCCCCCUUAGAGACAAAGCAAAACAGAGCAGCUUUUGAUACCAUUGUGGUCUGUGUCACCGUAGUUUCUGUCAUUGGUCAGACAUGUAGGUGUGUGUGUGUACAGGGCUGAAGUUAGUUAGCUUUGUUUCUUAUCAAAGCUUAGUUUAGUUUUUCAGUUUCAAAUGAUAACUAUAUGAAACUCGAUCAUUUUAAACCGUAAAAGACAAAAUAAUAAAACAGAAACAUUUGUUCAAAUUAAGACAAGAACGUUCAAUUUAUAACGCAAAGAAAACUUCCAUGUUGGACCAGGAUUGCCUUUGCAACAACUUGUUUCAUCCGUUUCUUGGAGUAGUAUAUGUGGCUCAAUAAGGCCCAAACAGCACCUGUCUGUUAAAGCUGAUCAAAGAAAGUAUUAACUAGAAAGUAAGCCGCUUUGGCGUUGAUGUGUGAGUGUCACCGUUGGAGAGUCUUGUUUUUAUCUCGCUUUUGUCUCCUCACACUUUGGUGUUAAAACGAAGAGACGCAGUCAGCUGGUGCUGUGGGAGAGAUAAGAGAAUACCUGCUGAGACACCCAGAGGGGUUGAAGAAACACAGCGAAAAUGAAACAAGGCAGUCAAUGAGACACACACUGACACACACACACACACACACACUCGCACGCACGCACAGGAUCUGACAGUCGGGCUUCACACCCCACUUGACACGCUGACUGUCAAAGGAUGAAUCUGAUUUAUUGCAGCUAUCUUAUGAUAUAUGUCAAACAUGAAGCUCUAAUGGUGAGUUCUGAAAAUAAAUGAUUUACUAGUUUUACCGUUUAAAGGCCAAAUCAGUAAUUUUUUGAGCACAUAAAAUUGAAAUAUAUUCACUUAUAUAGGAGAGGAGUUCGGGAUGUGAUGUCCAAACUAAACCUGGUUAAAAACGAGGCCUCUUUCACUCCUCAUUUCAGGAUUAAACAAACAUUUUACAGCAUCCUAGAGUGCCAAUGUGCUUUUUUUUCAGUUUGAAUAUCUGUCAGUCAGUCUCCAGGCUUGGCAAGUGGACUUUUAAUUUCAUUGUAUGUUGUUUUCGUAACAAAAAAGGCACCAAAAAUCAUCCUGUUUUUUGCCUGUUCAGUAGGCUUUAUUAAAUGUGAGGUUGAGCUGAGUAUCCUCCACAGUGAAUGACAAACAGUUGCUAUUGAUCCGGUUUGCCUCUUUUCUCAGACCAGCUGAUACGAGGUAAUUAAUGACUCCAUUUUCUUCUGUACCACAGACAACAACCGAGUUUCAUACUCGGAUAACACUACUGCUAGCUCUCUACUCAAGAGAGCUAAAAUAUCUGGUCAAAUUGACACAUGUGCCCGGAGAAAACCUAAUUCCUUCAUAAAUGUUAGACAAAGCUACAGUCAAUAUAUUUCAGCUGUGAAACACACCGCCAUCUCUGCACACUCAUACCCAAUUGCAGCCCUCGAUUCCAUUCUCUUCAUGGAUCUAUUUCUUGGUGCGAGUCGGGUUCAUCCUCUGGCCUCAGCCAUUGAAAAAAGGUCAAGCAGCCGAGCAGAAUGGCAAUAACGCCCCUGAAAUGGUACCAUCAGUGGAACAUGAUUGAUCAAUUGAAUUCCAUAGCACAGAAAAAUGUGGGAUUAAGUAGAGUAUUAUACGCACAAUGAGUUGAGGCAUGAUGUUCAUUCCAAGUUCAUUUCGCCUCCCCUCCUCUGCCGGCGGAUCAGGCAAUCAAUAGCGGCCUUGCAUAUCAUAUAUCACCGCCGGCUCGCCCAGGAGAGAACAUAAUCUGCUGCAAAUUUAGAAUGACAGAUUUGUAUGGGAGCUAAAGCCCUCAUCCGCUGUUGGCGGCCGGGUAAAAAGGGAGGAAGGGAGGGCGGCAGGAGGCUGGGAAGUAGAGUGGAGGUUUCUGGGAUGCCGGCUGAAGGUUUUAGCUGCAGAAUGGUUUUUUCGUCCGGUGUUCAGGACUUGAUGAGGGAGCGCAGGGAGAGCUGCCGCAGCCGCAGUGGCCGAGUUGAUAGGGUCAGAGAUCAGGAGAACGAGGGGAGCACAGGCUCAUUUGUUUAUAUAGAGUGUGACCAAGUGAGGAAAUGCAUACGCUUGCCCUCGACGCCCCGUCCUCAUUCGGCCCUGAGUGCCGUCCCCACUCCAUUCUGUUUUCCAGAGGACAGGCAAUAUGCAGGGGGGGAGGAUGGAGGGAGAGAAAGAGAGACAGAGAGAGGGAAGGGUAAUAUGUUCAGGAGGAAAUAGUGCAGUUAAAUAAUGGCUCUCCAUUUCCCGCCAGCAGAAUGAGAGGCUCUGUAUGUAAUCGGCAGCCCCAGUUUCUCCUCCUGAAACACACGCUCUCCCUUACAAGUAUAUAUUUGCACUGAAGGUAAUCCAUCAAUUACCAUAGACCUAUCACAUGAUGACCGUGCUGAUGGCGGCCGAGAGGAGAGGAGAGGAUGGUGGAGGGGGGGUGCUUGAGUGAGUGUAUAUGUAUGUGUGAGAGGAAGAUAGAGAGGGAGAUAAAAGGCAGACAUGCUUGUGGGUUUCCCUGAAUUUACUCCUGCUCCUCAUCCGCCAUCAUUCUCACACCCAUUGAGCUCAAAACAAAUUUCUCCUCAUGCUGAUCUUUCUUAAACUCAAAUUAAAAAAGACUCAAGCUAUGUCCUGAUGCAGAUUUUGUUGCCUUCCUCCUCUUCCUCCCUCCUCUUCCUCUUCCUCUUCCUUCUUCUAGAUGGCUCUGAUGGUUCGGGCCCUGGCAGCGACUCACAGGGCAGUGUGGAGAGUUUAAGGAAGCACCUGCGGGCAGACGCCUUCACUCAGCAGCAGCUGGAGGCCCUGGACCGUGUUUUUGAACGUCCGUCUUACCCUGAUGUCUUCCCCACUUCAGAACACAUCAAACCAGAACAGGUAGACCAGACUGAUACCUUCUUUUUACACCCCAGCAUUGCACUAAAAUAUGACCUCCCCCCUUUCCAUUCUUCUUUAAACUCCUGUAGUCAAAAAUUAAACAAUCCACAUCAAAUUCUUAGUGGAUUAUUUAGAGCUAUUUUAUUCCGACACAGGUGACAAAAAGCUUUCUGCAACUUCUUACUCAAAGCAACCUACAAGCCUACAGCCUAUUACACUGGAUAACCUUUAUUUACAUUCAUUAGACUGUUAAACAACAAGAGGACUAUUAAUUUUUCUAUUGGAACUCUAUGUGGGUGCCCAUGCAGCCUUAGCAGUGCCCUAAUUGAGUUCAUUUUCAUCUCUGCGCGAUCGCGGGGAAUUACAGCGGCGAUAAAUCAGAGGGACAGCCCCUCAGCCUGCUAUACAGCCCCUAAUGCAGCUAAUUACCAAAGUGAUUUCUACGGCAAGAUCAAUACCAAAACGAAUUGGAAAUGACUUGCAAUCACAAAGACUGGAGGAGAAGGUAUUAAAAAGGCGGGGAGAAAGUGGAGGAGGGGGGUGAAAAACGGCAUCAGAAUAGUCCAGAAAAAUCAGUUUUAAUUUAAUGUAAUAUUAAUCAGGCUGCUUUCCACCCGUUCUGCGCGCCUCCUCUUUUCUCCCUGUUUCCAACACCCCCUCCUUUUCUUAAACUGGUGAAAAGGUGGGAUAUUAGGCUAUUAGGGGCUUGUCUGGUGUCUGCGUCAGGGCAUUAAAAAGCCAUUUUGAAGAGGCCAGGCUGAAUAGGCCUCAUCCCUCCCACACUUCUGGCAGCCAUGUGGUCGGGUCAUUCAGGCCCCUCUGUGCUCGCCACUCGCCCUCCGCCCAGCCCUGCCCAGCCCUGCCCACAGCCCAUCUGCAUGACAAAAUGGCUCUUGUGCUGCAGAGGCCCAGCGGAAUAGAGAAGAACAUCCAGCCCAGUGCCAGGGAACAGUUGUAAGCAGACAAUUAGAGUUUAUCUGGGAUAGAGGCAGACAAGACUGGGGUCACCAACUCGCCCCUGUGGGACCUCUGGCCCAUUGAGACAAACAGAUGCACUCUGAUACAAACACUCGCAGAUACAAACGUGUGCACACACACUUAUCCUUUCAAAGAAGAGGAAGAAGAGUCGGGUCAGGAAGUGUCAUCUCAUUAACAAACAGGAUUUAUCACAGCUGCUAGCUUAACUUCAGAUUAAAGAGAAUUACUGAAGGGACUAGACUGAACCUCACAUUAGGUGUGAUGGGGCAGUUUCAGACUAUAAGCAAUACACAACUAGGUAAUCUACAGUUUGUGUGUGAUUGGUAGAUAAAAGCUCAUUUUUAUUCAUUGUUCAUUUCAUUGCUUUUCAAUUAAAAAUCCCACCGCUGUGAGUGCACAGUAUCCAUAUCCAACAUCUGUUCCCCACCAGAAUAAAUCUAUGUUAUUGUAUCGUGAAUUUUAUCAAGUCGUGUCAUGUUGUAUCGUAACGUAUCAAAUCGUAUUAUAUCGUAUCAUAUCGAAUCAUAUUGUGUUGUAUUGUAUCGUAUCGUAUCGAAUCGUGUUGUACCGUAACAUAACUAAACAUAUCGUAUCAUAUCAUCGUAUUGUAUUUUGUUGUAUUGUAACGUAUCGUAUUGUGUCAUAUCAUAUUGAAUUGUAUCGUAACGUAUCGUAACAUAACGUAUCGUAUCAUAUCAUAUAAUCAAAUCGUAUCGUGUUGUAUCGUAAUGUUUUGUAUCACGUCAUAUCAUAUCGAAUCUUUUUGUGUCGUGUUGUAUUGUAAUGUAUCGGAUCGUAUCAUAUCAUAUAUCGUAUCAUGUAAUAUCGUAUCGUAUCAGAUCAGAUGGUACAGCAUAGUACUGUUUUGUAUUGUAACAUAUAUCAUUUUAUAGUUAUGUAUUGUAACAUGACAUAUAGUUUGAUAUUGUAUGUUGUAUCGUAUUACAUAUUUUUUGGUACAUUAUUGUGUACUAGGGUACAGUAUCGAAUGGCAUUAUAGUAUAUCAUAUCAUAUAGCAUUGUGUCAUACUGUAUCGUGUUUUAUGAUUCAUAUUGCGUCGUCCUAUCUCACACUUUAUCAUGUUGCAUCACAGCAAGAGCUUCUUUUUCUAGAAUACAGAUGCACCUGCACAUUCAAUCACAAUCAUUAAAAACAACAACAACAACAAAAAAACCUUCAACAUGAAGAAAAAUAAAUAUGUAGUUUAGCAAGUAAAGAAAAAAAAAAUCUGUAAAACAAUACACACUUUAAAAAAUUUUAAUAACCAUGAUUUUUGUGUUCAUUUUAGAAACAAAGCACAAAGGCUGAUUUUGAGGUUGUACUCCCCUUUAAAAAAAGCACACCACAUGUCUCUCCUGUAACAAAGCCCUGAAUGUCUCCUCCCUUGACUGGUCACAGGGAUGACUGCAGUGGAGCACAAAGAGCCAGCUGACACCCCGUCCUUUCACUCCUUUCCCAAUCCCUCUCUCAUCCCUCUCUCCCUUCCUGCCUUCUCCUCAGACAAGCCUUAAUGCAUGCAUACAUCAUAGGUCUUGGUAAAGCAUGGGGAGCGGGUACAGGACGGGCUGGUUGGGGGGAUUGUUCACAGAAUUCACUGGAAAUAUUCAGAGGGAAAUGCAGUAUGAGGAUCACAGGCGGACCUUUAGGAUCCUCCAGGGGUUUUCAUAAGGCAUAAUUCAUAUAAUGUUUCCCAAACUGUGAAAUCUGAUUUGAAUCUAACACCGAAAGUGAGCUUUAGGGCGCUACACAAGUGAAAUUUAUGAUAUUAAAGUGAAAUCUGUGCGAAAAGAUGCUGUUUUUUGAUUCCCGCCUACUUACAUGUGCCUUCCUCUGCUGACAUAUUUUUGCAUUUGUUGUGUGCUUGUCCACAGGCCAAUGAGUACUCGCUCCCUUCCCUGAACACUGGCCUGGAAGAUGUAAAGCCAAGUCUUUCCACCAGCGCCAGCUCCGAGCUCGCCUCCAGUGUCUCCCAGAGCUACUCUGUUGUGACAGGUACAGUCUGACUCACGCUAGAUUGAUCCCUAAAAGAAUAAAACACAGCUGCAGCGGGCUGAGGACAACCGUGCCAAGGUGGUCAAACUCAGAACUUGACACAGAUAUUGCGCUGCAUUUUGCUCUGUUUCUGCUGCCAAAGGCUCCUCAUGUUGAUGCGUCUCCCAAACUGUUCUUGGAGGAAGGAAAAAAAGCAAAAUUUCCAGCUUUUAGUUCAACUUAAAGUUAAACUUUACCACAUUUAAUAGCUCCAGUUGAUCAGUAAUGAGUCAGUCAUUUGUGGCUUCAUAUCUCUCGUCGAACUUUGUCAAAGUACUAAAAACCCAACCUGCCUCUGCAGCAUCAUUGACUCAUCACCUCCUUAUGGCGCACACUUUUCCCAGCUACAUAAAAUUCUCACCACUGAAUGAAAGAAACUAUUUCCAGCCACUUUUUUUUGCGGCACUCAGUGUGUUUAUUUUCAGCGGGACAGAGCGAGGCGAUAUAUCAUCUGAGCCCAUUAAAUCCUACAGGCCUUUCACACGCUGCUCCUAACUGGCUAUUGUGUUAGCCUGGAUUGGCCCGCUAACAGAUUGACUGGGAGCACUUCUCAUGAGAGACAGCUGCUGUUCUCGCCCGCGACACGACGUUGUCAUCAAAGGCUAUGAUAGCCUGUUGAUUGACAGCGGCUGGAAUGGCAGUGUGGCUGGCUGGCUGCCUCAUGCUGUGGAGAAAAAGACAGAUACAGAAAGACUGAAAUUACAGAUUUUUUUCCCAACCUGUGAACUAGAUCUUGUUUUAAAAGUAACUCCUACCAAGAGCCAACAGGUAAUGGCAGGUGCAGCGUAUUAAAUAUCUUGUAGUAUUAACUAUCUGUAUCAUAUAUCCCGCUCUGCAUCGCACUAUGGCUUCUUUUGCUCUGCUGUCCAGCUUGAUGUCCGCCUGGUUAAUUGAAAUAUUGUUUCUGCUGAGGCUCUUUCCCAGGAGAGGUUAGGUUUACUGACUUGAGAAUAAUAUACCAGCCUUUUAAUAAAACGCCCACAAUUAUUCAGUGGGCAUGGAAGUCAAUGAGUCCAGUGUGUGUGUGUGAGAGAGAGAGAGAGACGGAGUAGGUAAGGAGGAGGAGGACAGCAUGAUUGAAAACUGCCAUGCUCCUUCUCAAAUGAUCCCUAUAGUCCAGCCCCGGACCCCGGCGCAGAGCUGCGAGAAAAGAAAGAGUCUUUUUUUCCUGAAUAUGUGGGAGGUAGAUUUGCCCCUGAAAGUUGGGCCUCAGGAGAAGAAAGGUGUGUUUUUGUCUUUUAUGCCUGGCUCCUCCUAUGAAAGCGGUCUCGCUCUGGGGAGCACACUCAUAGCAGGUGGCCUUCAAGCCACCUGGGGGCCCGGGGCCUCCUAAAGCGAUACAUGUGAGGGCCACAGAUUGCAUAAUGAGGAGGCAGGCUAACAAAACUUUUCUUUAAGUAAAGUUUGGAAACAUGUUUGAGCACUCGCAUCUGAAAAUAUUUAUCUAUUCUGAGCUCCAAAUUAAACCAGGAAGUAAUUCCCUGUAAACUUUUAUGACUUAAUUUUAACGACCCUGCAAAGUAAUGCAUGAGGCAUUUGAUUGGAUGUAGAAUGUCAGUGCAUAAUAUUAUUUUUUCUGCCAUUAGCAAACCCUGUAAAUAGGAAUGUAUGCCAAGGCUGAAAAAUGCUAAAUUACCUUCCUCACUUAGGCUGGGAUCCAAUUAUCAAUAAAUUAUCCUCUCAUAUUGGAUGGAGCUAUGAGAUUAUAUUCAUUCUUUAAAUGUUUUCUGCUCCCAAUUAAAAUUCAUACAGUUAUUGAUCUUGUUGAUUUUUAUGUCCUGGAAUUUGCAUAAUCUAUUAAAGAUGAAUGAUUAAUGAAGUGCUCAGUUUGCAUUCCAAGGGCGCCAAAGCAGAGGCAAUGUCGGCCAUUUUUGUGUCCUCUGUUUACUCUAAUGUGUGAAAGAGACAGUUACCUAGGGAAGAGGGAGGAAGAGGAAAUCAGAGGGAGAUUUAGAGCGCUGAAAUGCCCCACUGGUAGUUAGAAGGAAGCAACAAAGACUAUGGAAAAGUUUUUCUACAGGAAAAUAAAUAAUAGUUGUUAUAUUUGUAGUUUGCAAAAAGACUUGAUUAGUUAGUAAAUGUUGGAAUUAAACUUGUUUAUUUAUCCUAUUUAUGGACAGACAUAACCAACCAAAAUAAUAUCGUAUUAUCUUAUUUUUGUGGUGUUGUGCAUUUCUUACAUGAUUACAUGAUCUGUGCAGGGAGCAUUGACAGAACAGUGUGCCACUAUUGACCCCCCAGUCUCUGCUGUAUGUGUCCACAAUCGUCUGUUAAUACCUGAAGAGCUUUAGCAAAAGGGUUGGGAGUUGCUGGGUGACUCAUGAUACAUGGUAUAUAAUAACAUUAAUAUCACAUUAGAGCGAUUCUGAUUCAUAAAGCAGUAAAAAGGUGAGUCAAAUUGGAAGGGAAGUUUGUUAAGAGAGCCAAAUUAGGUUGAAAUUAAAAUAUGAUUAUAGAAGUUUGGCACCAGGAUUAUAGGAAUUAUGUUACAUGAGUCAAAACAACAACAGUAUAUUGCAGUAUUGAUAUUUUACCUCUCUAUUUAAUUAGCAAAACAACAUCCAGUACAUCAUAAGUUGGACUUUUGUAAUCCUGAAAACAAGCCCUUUUAAAUACAAACCAAAAAUAAUAAUGUAAUAUUUUAGCAGCUUUAAUGGAUUUGAACAAGAGUACUGUAGUCUUGAUGUACGCUGUGCUCCAGAGACUACAAGGAGGCUGGGUGUAAAAUCCAUUUGUCCAUCUCUGUAUUAGCUCGUGUCUAUCUUUGUUUCUUUAAAUGAAGAUAUUCAAAAACCGUAGAGGUGUGAGAACAGAGGUGAGAAAUGCUUUAUUUUGGAUGAAUUUAAUGGAAAAUGAGCCCACUAUGUGACUUGGCAGCACCAGCUUUUCUCUGCUGGGUGGGAAACAACAAGCAGCAGCCUAACCUGCAGCGCCUGGUGUGUGGCCUAGUGACAAACGGCUUGUCUGAGCUCACAGCCCUCAGCUUAGAAAUUAAUGUUUAUAUCAACUCCCUCAACAGCACACUAACCUUUAAGCACACAUUUGAUAAUGAAUGACUUAGACGAUGGAUGGAGUAUAAAUAUGCUGUUUGGCUCAGCGGAGUCUCAACUGAACGCAGGUUUUGAAAAUUGGGAUUGUUUUGGCGUGUGAACUUAAAAAAAAGAAGAGUUUUUAUGAGAUCUUUCACCUACCUACUGUAGGGAUGAAGAAGUUCUCAGCAGACCGAAUGUCAGCUUUUGUAAACAAGAGUUCUGUCUGUAAAUGUUUGCAGCCAGUUCCUCAGUGUACGUUUAAAAAUGAAAUGCCCACAUGAGAGAACGCUGUUGCAGCUAUAUCUGGACGCAUCGCUCUGAGGACCGUUGUAGGUUCUGAACAGUUCAUCUCUAUGGUUGAUGGGGUCUGUGGACGUAGCAGAGACAGAUGCUGGAGAACUCUAUAGCGUCUCCACCCGCUCAGAGAUGUGUUUGGUGGGUAGAGGAGUCCCCGAGGACCCUGAGUUUAUCUUCCAUCUCCAUCAUCAGAGCCCGUGAUUUGACAGACUCCCUUUACCCAGGCUCUGCCUCGUCUCCAGGACAAUAAGCAACACCAUGUCUGAUUAGUUUCAGAGUUCAGUGGUCUUGAACGCAGCGUUUGUAGCGGUUGUUGUUGUGUCGUAACCUGUUGUGUGUCUGACAACGGUUGCUUAGGGGCUGAGAAAACAGAAGCCAACGGCUGUACAGAGGAGGUCUUGGAUAUACGGUGUUUUGCCUUGUGUUCAGGUUUGGUGCCCUCGGUAUUGUCUUGCAGGUUAGAUUCGUGACCUGAAUGAGGGUUAACAAAGUAAAAUUGCAUAAUCUGUAUGAGUACAUGAAGAAAACCUAAACAAGGAAAGCAGAACCCACCAUAUCUGAAUGGUGGUCUAAGGCCUGUCCUUUUAAAAGUACUGUGACUACUUGUAUCUAAAGAAUUGUAUUUUUUGGGGUAGAUGAGGGUAAAUUUGCACCUUAAUCAACUUCAGCGUGGCUCAACUUUUAAAAACUACUCUAAAUUCAAAGACUUAAAUAGACCCAUGUAAGAUAUAAUGAACUGAAGAACUCAUUCCAGUAGAUUUAUGUCAUAUCUUUACUUUGCAGGAGACAAACUUUAGGACUGUCCAAUUAAAUGCAAAGUCCACUCAUUAGAAUAUUUCUGUACAUGUCAGAGAUUCAUGUCAACCACUCUUUUUAAUGAUUUGAUCAUAUGUUAAAAACUUACUUUGUUAAACCUUAUCUGGCAUUUGUCUCGAUAAGAUAAGAGUAUUUAGUGUAAUUGCACUUCUUCCUCCGUCUGAGUCCACUUUAACAGCUGCCACAGAGAAAGAGAGGGCAGGAGAACCUGCUGAGGAAUUCUAUGGGAAAAACAGUCAGUUACGUUGCCUGAUUCUCUGGCAUAAGGUUCAUAGGGCUGACAGGGUUGCAUCCCCCCUUUCCAUAGAACAGCCCUUAUCUUAAUGAGGAAUCGCAACACACAGUCCUGUUGUAAAAUAACAAUGACGGGGGAAGCAGCUAAUGAGGCUAUCAUGGUGUCGAGAAAGAGCCAUCUCUCCCCGCAGGCCCCAGCGAACAGAGCGAGCUCUGCGGCAGACGCGGCGAGGCCGGAGACGGAGACAGAGCUCACAUUGAUUGCAAGGGUUCAAGAGGCAGAGCCGGUGAAAUGAAAGAUGCCAAGACUCAUCAGCCAAAUUAGAUCAAAGUGUGGAGUUCUGAACUGUCUGCAGGCCGAUUUGUUUGGGUAUUUGUGGGAGUGAUUUUGUUGUGAGAAAGCAGCCGUGAGAUUAUGUUGUUUGUUUUCCCAAAACCUUUGGGAAAUUUUUUACGCAUUUGAGCUUGAUUGAUCAGGCGCGAUGUGUUGUUGCAACAUUUCACUGGUGUAUGUUCCCCACUUAGCUGAAUGAAUUACUGCAGGGUGCAUAUGAGAUUAUUAUUGUAAGCUAUGCAAAUGAACAAAUCGACUGCUGAAGACUGCUUAUCUAUUCAGGAGUCAUAUGAAACGUCUGGUCUAGAGUUUGCAAAAGACAGGAUGUUUUUUUUUUACUCGUGGCAAACGCACUUCAUGUUGCAUUUCUCAUUCUUUUGACUGUCAUCUUCAGACCUGAACCUAAACUAAGAAGAACAAAAUGAGUUUCUUUGUUUUUGUUUUUUUGCAAGAAUGACUCAGAAGUUUUAGAUAGGAAAAGGUUCUGGAUGAGUGCUUUUAUAGACCUACAUUUCUGAAGGACAGCUACAAAGCUGCAAAAUAUCAGUGAAUUAACAAGUGCGUGACAGUCAAACCUCCAAACCUUGGCUGCAACACAUUUGAUCUCUGCAUAAUAUGAGUGGAGUUGCAUUUUAACAUCCCAGGACUCAUGUGGGCAGACUCUUUUACCAGUAAUAUCCACCUUCAUCUGAGGCUUCUUUUGCUCCCUUUACUCCCCUCCUCUGUUAAAGACUCUGCUUUAGCUGACAUCUUGUCCCGUCAGUCCAGACUCUGUAGAUGCUUCUCCUCCCAGCUGCCUGCAGAAAAUAUGCCAGCAGUUAUAGAUUUACCCAUAAAACCCCCAAAAAACAGUUAUAACCAGAUCCAGUCCAAUCUUUGAGGUUCACUUAUUCCUGUAUUUAUUUGCUGUCUCUUUCCUCAUUUGCAAACACCAGACUGAGGUAUUGUGCGUUUAGUGGCUCCACUUUUGUGUGCUCAGGAGCAGAACUGACUGUUUGCCCCUCAUUAACAGGACCCACUCCUCUCCCCAUUUCCACCCGGCUUCUCUCCAGCGCUGACCCCUUACUCAUCUCCCAAGUUAACAAAAGGCCUCCAGGUCCUUCCAGCCUCGUGACAGGCCCGAGGUCUGAGGGGCCAGAGGAGGCCAAAUCAGGGAGGGGAGGAGGGGUGGGUGCAGAGGCGGAGAUGUAAAGCUGAUGCUGGGGCCUGAUUUGGACCCGGGUCUCUCUGUCCUGUGUGACCCUUCAUCCAGUGUUGUCACUGUCAAUUAUAGGAGUGAAUGUGAGGCAGACAGGGCAUCUCUGCUCCUCACUUUCAGCUGUGCAGAAUCCUUUUCCUUUAUGGGUAACAGAGCGGUAUUUCUAAGCAUGUGCAGUUAACGCCAUGGAUGGAUAACGCAGACUUUUAUUUACUAUUAUUACAAUAUUCCAGGAUGAUCUUGCUGCAUUUGAGAAGUAUAAAGUUGUGAUUUAUUGUCAGAGCGGCAUUGUUUAUUUUUACUGAUCAUGUGCAUCACUGCAGUUGGAUGAUUUAUUCCAGAAGAUAUCAUAGAAAUUUAAAACUUUUGCAUUGAGAUCCAUAUUUACUCAAACUGAUAACAAUCUGAACCCUGUGAGGAUGUUAAGAGCAGCAAUAGUUCAGUCUGUAGAGACUUGGUUUAGACUCAUGGGGUCAUGGGUUCAAGUCCCUGUUAUGGACCAAACUAAGGAAACUCUGCUGGCUCCUGGAGAGCUUUCAGUUUUCAAGAAAUGCUGAAAAAGCCUUUGAGCAAGGCACCAAACUUUUGCUAUCUGUGGUGCCUGUUCAUGUACAGCCUCUUCAAUCUGACAGCUCUCCAUUAGUGCAUAUUGAGUUAAUGAGUUUGGUUUUAGUCUCAGUCAUCUUCAGAGAUUUAUGGUUGGUCUUUGUGAUGUUUAAGUCAACUUCAGUCAGUGAAACUCAAUUUUAUAACUAAUCCUCAUUUUAGUCUAAUUUUUGUCUCUGUUUAAGUCAUCAUCCUCUCAGUCAGUUUUAUGGUAGUUUAUCGUGAGAAGGAUAUUUUCCCUUGUGGCAAAAUAUCCCUGGGGAAAAACAAUAUUUUACCAAGUUCAGACAUCUUGGCUGAAAUGUGUCGCUAUGUUGUGCUGCUUCCUCAUUGCAUUAAAAAUAAUAGUCUGAAUUAAUAAGUCAGGAUCUGUAUAAGAGUCUUGUAAGGUGGCCUGCCUUUUAAUUUAUUUAAUUUAACAAUAUGUGAAUAUAGCACGGCAUGCUAAUUGCUCACAGGUGUUCUGCUGAGUUGUGCUACCUUGUCAAAAAGUGCUACCAUCACAAAGGCUGACCACAAAGGUCUGAAUUCUCAAGAACCUUGAGAUUUGUUAAAAACUUGGAAAGAGAAUUAAAUUUAGAAAAACAACAUACUGCAUAUUCAGGUCAUCAAAUCAUCAGACAUCAUGGUUGUUGACCUGGUUUCAUCUUUGGGUGUUUUUCCAAUUCCUGCAGAUUUUUUUCCUCUCAUGUAUCCAAAAGACUCUCCAUCCUUAUCUGGAGUGACAAAUGUGUCCUCAGGCCGCUGGUUGUGAUGAGGCUCUAAUUUUCCAGCAGUAGUUUUGUAGUUUUGCUUUUGACGUGAUAGCUAAUAGCUAACAGGUUAGAGACUCUCACUAUAGACUGUACUGUUUACCACCAUGCUACAUAAAUCUGUGUCCUCAUUCUUGUUAUUUAUGCAUCCGUCUUGUCCUCCUGUGUUUUCUGCAGGUCGAGACAUGGCCAGCACCACCCUACCUGGCUACCCGCCUCACGUCCCUCCCACAGGACAAGGCAGCUACCCCACCUCCACACUCGCUGGAAUGGUUCCUGGUAGGUGACACUGCUCCCUUUUUAUGGUGCCAUUAAUUUUACUUUUACAUGCUUUCUUUUCACCACACAGUCCCCUUCAGUUGAUCUUGUUUAAAGAACUUUAGGUAAAGCGAGUGGAAAUGCUUCUCUGUGUUGUCUUUGAGAGCUUACAUAGUCUACAUAAAAAAAAUAAAAAAACACUGCAGAGUGGCUGAGGAAACACCUCUCCUGACUCUCAGGAUUGAAGCAGGCUUGUUAGAGCUUUGUUAGACUGCGGUUAGCGUGCGGUUAGCGUCCACGUACGAGGACAUUAGAUGAACUCGAUAGGCGAUCACCACAAUCAGUGGCCGUGAGAUAGGACAGUUCCUCUCAGUUACACUCCAGCUCCCAGCGCUCAUUACCCUCGCCGUGUCCACACAGCGCGCUCUCCCCAGCCCCAUCGAUAAACACUGCUUUUUGCCUCCCCGGACACCCAGGGCUGCCGAGCGUAUCUCUUUCCCCUCUACUUAACCUGCAGUUCAGGUUCACAGCAAACAGUUAAGGGUCAAAACACAGAGGCGUGGAGGGCCUGUAAAUAUUUAAAUCACUAUCUCUCUCAGGGAUGAGCUCGAGUUACACGACCAGCGGUGAGGAUGCUAUAGCUGCCAGCAUGUGUAGAUCUCUCCACAAACAGCUGAAAACACAAUUCCCUUUAUUGCUCCGAGAUUUGUUCCUUACAUGCUGACCCAUAAUCAAAGCAGGCGUGCAGUAUUUACAAGUGUGCAUGAGGGUAACAUUUUCAGAUGUACAUGGAGGUAAAGGCUGAUGCUUUGAGUGAAAUUACUCUGCUUCAUUGGAUUAUAAGAGACUGGGGAGUGCUUCUGGACAUACUCACUUAGCACACAAGCACAGCUCCCUUCCUUUUUAAUCCAGAGGUCGUAGUUUUUCUUUGCACCUGAGUGUGACUGACUAAGAUUUAGUGACUGGCCCCAAACACUGUUAAAGCAAAGGCCGUUCUUCAGCAGCUUCAUAUAAAACCCAGCCUUUAUAGUCUCGUAAAAAGAAAGAAACCUGUGGACCCACAGCAUCGCUCUACCACGUCCCCGCUGCCUCCUCUCCUUGUCCUUUCCUCCACGACCCGAGCGGGGAGGACGAAGAGCGAAUGAGACUCUCGGAGAAGCUAUUAGGGAGUUUUGAAGCGAAGCAUCAUCGCUUAAAAGAAGGAAAAGAGGGCUGGAAUUCUCACUUAAGGACAAAGUAGGAGAAUCCUGAAGACUAACAGAGGAUUAAUAGAGCAAUCCAUUUACUUUGAGUGGGACAAGCAGCCAGGACAGAAAUGUCCGGCUGUGGAGGCGCGAGUUCAGAAGUGCUGCUUUGUGAGCUUGAGUCUCUUGAAUUCUAGGAAAUCUUAUUUCAGUCAAAGUGAGUCAAACUCAGUGAGAUGAUGUUAAUGUGAUAGAAAACUAAAAUGACAGAUUUUGAAUUUAAUUUCACUCUAAAAUGUUCCCAACAACAGACAAAGACAAUCACAGCAUCACUCUGACUCUUGCCUUUAAAAAACUACACCUUAGGUUAUCAUAUCAUACAGGUUUGCUCAGUUAGUCAGCAAAAAAAUUCAUUAAAAAAAUAACUAUAAUGUGCAGUAUUUAAGAUAAAGCCUGAUCUAAAACCAACAUGCCAAAACAGAUGUUUUAUAUACCUGUGCGAUACUGCAAAAUCCUGUUUUAUUUAAGUGUUUUAACCCCGAUACUGAAAAGUCGAUUUACAGAUGGUGUGACACAUCGUUUGAUAACUGAAAUAUUGUGAUGUCUUAUUUUGUUUUUUGUUUUUGCUUAAUUUUUACAAAACUGUCUUUUUUGUGUGUCAUAGGAGGGGACUUUUCUGGAAACCCUUACUCUCAUCCACAGUACACCACGUACAAUGAAGCAUGGCGGUUCAGCAAUCCAGCAUUACUAAGUAAGUUUCUGAUAUGUUAAAAAAACGACCGACAUUAAUCACGUUUAAUUUCAUUUUAUGGUGUUUUUAUGUCAUUAUAAAUCAUCACUGGAACAGUUUGAUGGUUUUCCUUCCACAUAGUUUUACUCACCUGUCUCACAUCAUGUUUGACCUCGUGGUUUCCAACAACUCGCUCUUCUGUUAACUUUCAGGUUCCCCUUAUUAUUAUAGUGCCGCAUCCCGUGGCUCCGCCCCUCCCACUGCUGCCACUGCCUACGACCGCCACUAGUUACCAUGGAGACCAGCUCAAACUGCAGGGCCAGGGCUUCGGCCUCCAUAUUGUCCCCGUCUGAGAAACUCUGAGGUCAAAGGGAAGCGAGGAGGAACCCUGAAGGAAACCUGUGAUGUGGAGGAAGAUCUGCAACUUCAGCGCGGGUCGACCUGAGCCUGAGCGUCAGCGUUACACACUUUGGGGUCAAACUGUCUCCCGAGGGUGUCCAGAAGUCACCCUGAAUCUCUCACAGGCCUGAAUAUUUCCAGAAUGACUUUAAGAGAUUAUAUAAAUAUAUAUAUUAUAAAAUAUAAACUGAAGAAAAACAGUGUGAAGAAAACCAUGUGGAAAACAUUGUUGUGGGUUUUUAUUUUUGUUUCUUUGUUGCUGUUGUUGUUGUUGUUAUUUUAUUCAUGGAUCCUCACAUUCCUGUCAUGUGAUGAACUGCAGUAUUUUCUGCUCUAAAGAGGAAAGUCCAGGGGGGAGAUGACAAAGGUCCCAAAGCUUGAUGGUUGCAGCAGCUUGGACCUGUGUGGUGGGGCCUUUCGGACACUAAAUAAGAUCCUGGUUACGCACUGUAGGACGGGCUUUACUCUGGUGCUUUGACUACGUCUUCUGCUCUCAUUUCUCCAAACACACCGGCAACAUCAGACAAACACAGCAGCUCCGACACUUGACCCUAUACAGACCAAUGGCAGCAUCAGACUCCCUGUGGCAAACAAUCAGAUGUAAAAAUGUAAAUCAUCUUCUGAAGUAUUUAAAAAAAAAAACACGGUGGCCGUGAAUUGGUCCCACCAGAAUUUUUAAAUACUUUAAAUUAUUUUUUUUUCUGUCACUAUUUUUUAAUGUAAAAAAAAAAUCAAAGAUUUCUUCAAAGUAGACGUCACAUUUCCCUCAUUUUCCAGUCAUGUCUAUGUCCAUGCAUGAUCCUCUUUGCUCUUUUUUUGCACUAUAACCUCAGCCAAUUUAAUUUAUUUGGUACAUUCACUAAUUAUUACAUUUAAUUAACCUACCAAUUGUGCACAUACCUUGGAAUAUUUAUAAAGCGCUCAAAUUAGACAGAAAUCUUUGUGUGAACAUCUUUUUUUGAGUACAAACGAUGCAUUCAAGGACCUGAGGAGUCUUAAGCCAUGGCCCUGUGGCUACACAAACCAACUCUCCUGGGUUUUAACUUCAUUCAGCUACUUAGUCACACCACUAGAUGCCUACACAGUUUAGAAAGCUGUACGCAGUUGAGCAAAGCAACUGUAAAUGAGCUUCAACAAUUGCCUUACAAACCUGUUUUUUCAACCUAAAUUCAUGCCUGUUUAAAGAAAUUAAUUGCCUUUACAAAAACACACACUCACCCGCCUCCUUGAUUUACAUUUUUCUCUCUCUGUUGGGACUGAAAGGAAACACUGACUCAGUUUGCUUUUUGGAAAAUAUUUUGUGAAUGUACUCUUAACUACAUUUGCCAAAGACUUAGUUUGAUAUUUAAUAUUUUAUUUACAGUAUAUGUAUGCAUAAAUAAAGCAGUAUUAUCUUUAAAAUAAGUAGUCAACACUGAACCUGUAUGUCAAACAACAUAGAGACUGUCAUGAGAAAGGUGAACUUCAGUGACUCCAUCGGUUGCAACUAAAUGCUGCUUUGUAGAAUGAUUUGUGAAUAAUGUGAAGACAAUUCUUCUCUGUAAAUAAUAUCACACACACCGUUGCAGUAUCAUGCUAAUGUACUGGCUCCCUUUGUAGAUAUACAGACAGAAAAAAAAACAUGCAUUACAUUUGUGUCUUAAUGUAAUGUUGUGCUCUAAAGGAAAAGGCACAACUACUGUACAACCUGCAGCUACAUGUACUGUGGUAGCAGGUUUCAGAUGCUAACAUCAUGUAGCUUGUCUUUGUCAUUUUGUUUUGUUUUUCAUGAUAAUGUCAUGAUGAGGUUUUAUGUCACUAUGCAAUGAGUUUAAAGGCUUUCUGUAUCAUCUUUUGUUGUUGGGCUCAAAGUAAGUAAUUCUCAUGGAGAGAAGCAUUAAAAGCUACAACGUCCAAAAUGAAGAUCAAACUGAAGUCCUUGGCAACAAUCAAAGAUAUUGUCCUGUUUGCUGUUAGUAGAUGUUGUGAUCAUUACGUUAAUCCAAAUUACAGUCAUAUAAAAAAAUACAUCCACGUAUAAUCAGUCACCCAUCUCUCCUCCUUCACUCCACUCUUAAGACGUAUACAAAGUGGAGUUUAACACUAUACAAACACAACAGAAACUCCAUCUGGCACCAGGGUUAACUGUCAUUGUUAAGGAGCAUCAGAUCACAAAGAAACAGACUGCAGUCCUGCUCUUCAGGAGACACUACCCUCCACACAUUGCACUUGGGAUUUGCCUUUUUCCUGUCCACAUGUAGCGCGACAUAUCUGAAAAUGAAACACCAGUGCAGAGUGCAGACAGCCUCUGAAAGAACAGGUCUUCUGCUGUUGUAAAGAUGAUACAGGAGAUGUGUCAUGGACAUAAAAAGAGUAAGGAUUUCUGAUGAAAAUCUAUACGGAAAGCCUCGUGGCCUCAAUCAUUGUUCUGUUUCAGUUCUGUUCCAAUUCUUUUUGUGCACAUGAGAAAUAAAUUCUUUUAUAUGUCA
Molecule: messenger RNA, 30065 nt
Organism: Xyrichtys novacula (pearly razorfish)
Lineage: Eukaryota; Metazoa; Chordata; Actinopteri; Labriformes; Labridae
Source: the annotation of a GenBank genome assembly